GAGGUAUUCGGACUUUUCGACGUCACAUUCGCCACGCCCCCUAAAUGACUGUUGAUAUUUUUUUCAUUCGAUAAAAACACUAUUGAAAUUCUUGCAGUUUCUAGCCUUUUCCUCGACGUCAUCCUAAGAAAUCGAGGAACGAUUCAAGAAGGAACGUGAGUUUCUAGAGCGCAAACCAUGGUCUACGUGUCGUCGGGAGGCACUCUCGGUGGCAGCAAAUCACCCUGGCAACUCUCUACCUGGGUUGACUGGUUUUGGGGCUUCAUCAACUUCAUUGUCCUAUUUUUCAGAACAUUGUUCAACCCUAAAUUGAACAGGCUUGACGAUGGAAAUAAACAGUACUCAAGAGACCACAAACCUCCAGGUGGAGGCCCGCCGAGACCGCCAACGAGAAGAACGGGAGGUUUUGGCACCAUCAGCAGCCUUCCUGGACCUCCGAUGGGAGGUGGAUGAGCUCGUUAAAGCCGUCUCGCUGUAAAAGUGCGACGGCCGACCUCACUUGAGUCUUGAGCCAUUUCUCUCCAACCUGAGAGCCUAUGACGCGUUUCCUGAAACCUCCUGGAGGCCAGGUCACUGCCGACGCCGGUUCUGGGACUCAAGUUCCACUCCUUCCGCCCCUGUAUAAAUUCCAAUUCUUCGAAAGAAUCAGUUUCCCCUCUCUUUUUUUUUUGCAAAAACUUCAAAUUUUAAAUAAUUUGGUUCUAUCUAAGUCUAUAUAAUAAUAAUUUAAGUAAAUAAAUCUCCAUUAUUAAAUUUGCAGAUAA
Neocloeon triangulifer is the source of this 764-nucleotide messenger RNA. RefSeq names its product selenoprotein K-like. Gene Ontology annotation, biological process: endoplasmic reticulum calcium ion homeostasis; calcium ion transport. Gene Ontology annotation, cellular component: Golgi apparatus; endoplasmic reticulum membrane. The transcript has 5 exons. The record is from RefSeq and is a predicted model, not a curated record. NCBI's taxonomy places the organism in Eukaryota, Metazoa, Arthropoda, Insecta, Ephemeroptera, Baetidae. The coding region runs from base 178 to 453 and encodes 91 amino acids.